This is a messenger RNA of Manis javanica (Malayan pangolin), 5878 nucleotides long. It is a transcript of the gene SYNJ2BP, whose product is annotated as synaptojanin 2 binding protein. The record is from RefSeq and is a predicted model, not a curated record. Gene Ontology annotation, cellular component: basolateral plasma membrane; cell junction. NCBI's taxonomy places the organism in Eukaryota, Metazoa, Chordata, Mammalia, Pholidota, Manidae. Gene Ontology annotation, molecular function: protein kinase binding. Gene Ontology annotation, biological process: cell-cell adhesion; receptor clustering; embryo development.
GCAGCGGAAACCGAAAGGGCGGUGUGGCCGCCGCUAGAGGUUGGUUCACCUUCACCUGUGCGAGUCCCUAGCUGACCCAAGUGGGUAGCUAGACAAGCAGUAAAACAUGAAUGGAAGAGUGGAUUAUUUGGUCACUGAGGAAAACAUCAAUCUUACCAGAGGACCCUCAGGGCUGGGCUUCAACAUCGUCGGUGGGACAGAUCAGCAGUAUGUCUCCAAUGACAGUGGCAUCUACGUCAGCAGCAUCAAAGAGAAUGGGGCUGCGGCCCUGGAUGGGCGGCUCCAGGAGGGUGAUAAGAUCCUCUCGGUAAAUGGCAAGGACCUAAAGAACCUGCCACACCAGGACGCUGUAGGCCUCUUCCGUGAUGCAGGCUAUGCUGUGUCCCUGCGAGUGCAGCACAGGUUACAGGUGCAGAAUGGGCCUACAGGACAUCGAGGUGAAGGGGAGGCGAGUGGUACUCCCAUAGCUAUGGUGCUGGUGCCAGCGCUUGCCCUCGCCGUGGUGGCAGCCUGGGCCUUCAUGAGAUACCGGCAACAGCUUUGAGAAGCUUGCUUUUUUUCAGUGCUCCCGAUGAAGAUACAUUUCUCUCUUUCUCUCACCCUGCUCCCCUGCCAUUCUCCUACAUAUUUCCAUCUCUGCAUAGCUGACACAUGAUGUAAAGAGACUUCCACCCAACCAGAACCUUGCUGUCCAGAAUUUCCGAAUCCUUAUCUUCUAAUGUGGGAGUAAAGGCUUGUGUGAAGGAGGACUGAAGAAAAGACUUGCAUAGAACAAAUGAGGUGUUAUAUACUUUACUAAGACCACCAAUAGAAGUUCAGCUACAACCCAAAGACAGAAAGGUCCAGUCUUCCCAUCACCAUGGUUGAUAACUUUUUUCUUAGCUGGCAUGCCUCAAAGGUCAGCUAUGUGGUAUAAGAGGAAGAGAGGAUUUUUCCUUUUUAAUGAUCUUCCUUGGGAAGUUUUUGUGGCCUUUAUUUAGUUUCUGAUUACAUACUUGGGUGCCUGUAUCAAAGGAUAAUGAGGAGAGCAUUUUUAACUUCUUUAAGAAAGCAAAUACAUAUUUAUAUACACACACACAUAUGCAUAUGUGAUAGUAUAAUAGUGAUGCCUUAUGGAGGAUGAAGAGGUGGAAAGCUACCCUGCAGUUUCCAGGUUUCUGAUGUACAGGGUGAUCCGAACUGAAGACUUUGAUAUACAGUGAGAGUGAGAGAGUGAGCCUUAGAAGAGGAUGCCCAAUCUGAGUCAUUAAAAAAUAAAGAAAGAAAAGUCAACUGAAGCAAAUAAAUAAGAAUCUUAGAACAGUGUUUCUUUUCAUAGUAACUGGUGAAGUUGAGGUAAAAUUCCAUAAUCCAGCUUUGUAUGAACCAAAUUGUUCAAAAAACUUGGAGAUGUAAAGAUAAAUCUUACCCAUUUCUGGGCUAUCCUAGUGAUUUUUUUCAUACCCCACAGCCUGUUUAGGGGUCAGUUGGAAUGAUUGUGGUCAGAGCUAUGGUGAUGGGCCAAACCAACCCAGUGGGAAAACUCUGAAAGGCAAAAAAGACAGUGCCUCCAAGGUGGUCACUAAACCCUUUCAGGCCAUCUGCCAGUCUUUUCAGUUCCUAGUGACAGACAAAAUCUGAGAGAAGGAACUGCUUGCUAGCAGGGGAGGCAUCAAAUCAGCUCUGCUUCUGAUACGGUUACUUUGAAAGGGUUUGAAUUACUGGCUUUUUGAUAAGCUCUAAAUACUAGUUAUGGGCUUCUAAUGAAUAAACCAUUUUGCAAGGAAGGAGAAGAAAAGAGUUCUUGUUUGUUUUAGGGGGUAGGGAAGCUUGGUGGAUAUUUCAUGGGGAACCCUUUGGAGAAGAAUAUGGAUACAUGGGUACUAAAGAACCUGUGAAUAUUAAUGAGGUGGGGACUAUUCUAUUCAUGCGGUAUUGAAGGUUGGUUUUAAAUCAGUAAGGAAAGUUUGAACCAAGGCUAGUCUGGCUUUAAGAAAAUCAUUUCCAUCUUCCAAAUAUACUGGCCAGAGUAUAGGCUUUAUGUAAUCUUGACAGCAAGAGUAUGAGGACUUGCCCUCAGGCAACCACUUGUGUUCAAUUUUUAGCAAGGAUUAUCUAGUAGGAAUUGUACAAAUGUUGAUUGGACAUCAGUUUACUUCUACAAAGAAGUAAAAUAUGUAGCCUCCAUCCUAAUGGGUUUGUUUGGUUCCAGGUAGGAAGAGAAUAUCUGUACAUAAAAAUGGAAUUGGGUGCACAGGUAGGACAACAAUGUAAACUGGUGCCAAAUUUACAUUGCAGACAACAAAAGGGAACAAUUGCUGGAAAUUGAGACACUUGAGAAAGUUUCAUGGAAGAAAGGGGCAAGUUAAGGAACCUUGAGGAGCUCAUAGUCUUAUGAGAAUUCAUAAAUAGGUGAGAAGUUAAAAGUAUAACAUAAGGUUAAGUGACCAUUGAGAACAAUUCUAAAAGAAAUGCAGCAGCAAAGAUGUGCAGACAAUCAUCACUUUAUUAGGAGUUUGUGAAAAGAAGGCUGCCAUAUAAUGGCAUCAGGCCCGAGUGGAAAGGAAAGGCUUUUAAGAAUGAAAAAGUCCAGUAAGACCUUGCCUCUGGGUUAACUAUUGUGAGAGGGAGCAACUUGCUUUAAACAAUCCUGAUAAUGCCAGAUGCCUUUAGACCUGAACUCUUCAGGACCUGUGAAACUCACUUAGACAGCUGCUCUCUUAGGGUCCACACAAAAGUGCUGACAGCUUUCCAAUUUUCACCUGAACUAGACCAUCUGUGGAGGCACAGCCUCUGGUCCCUCUAGAGGCUUGUGCAGCAGCUUCUGUUGUGGACCUGUUUACCUCCCAGGAUUCUUCUCAGGGUUUGGAUAUUAAUUCCCAAGAGGAUCUUGAGAUGUACACAAUGAAGCAAAUGGCAAGCAGAAAAGAAAGCCAUUUAGUUCUUUGUAUUUGUUGGUAUAUGUAAAUAAAAACACCUAUCCUGUACCAUUAUUGGUAGAAAUUUUGCUUAGGUUGGUAAUGAUUCUGAUGCACUUUAAUAAUUUAGUUCUUUUUUCCUGAGUGAAAUAGCAUUUAAAGAUCAAUAUGGUAAAGUUUGGGGCAGGUAUGCUAUUCAAUUAUAUUCCUAUUUCUGAUCCUCUAGAAAACUUACUUUAGAUGAGGUGUUGGAGUCUAUUGUUAGUCACCACAAAAAUUCAUGCUCCUUAUAGAUUGAAUCUAAUAUUGCUAUCACUUUGUAGAUUUUAUCUGAUGUUACUACCAACCAAAAUUAGUAUAUUCAAAGUUUUAAAAAUUGAAUUUGUCAUCCUAUUAUUUGUAUAAUUCUAGCAAUAUAUUGUUUGCUUCAGUCUCUAUUUUAUUUCCCUGCUAAGUUUUAAUCUGUGCUAUUGAUUAUUUAACUUAGUUGAUCACAGCAUCUACCCAUGUAUAAUGGAAAAAGGAAAUUAAUAUCUGUUACUGCAUUCUGUGGCAGGGACUGUAUUAAACUCUGAUUGGCAUGCUAUUUGUUAAUACCUCACAAUUCUGAGAUCUAAUAUAAAGAAAAGAGAAUAAAAUACUUUCCUAAGAUUACCGGGGUGGUAAUAAUAGAUUUGGGAUUUAAACUCAUGAGCAGUGGUAUCACCAUCAAUGAUAUUCCUCUCUGGUAGCACUCAAAGUGAGGUCUCUGGACAAAAGCAUCAGCAUUACUUGGUAACUUAUUAGAAUAGCACAUUCUUGGGCUUCACCCCAGACUUGCUGAGUCAGAAACUAAAUGGGGCACCCAGCAACCUGAGUUUCACUAAUCCCUGCACGUGACUGAUUGACCUCAAAGUUUGAGAAUCAUUGCUCCAUGCCAGUAGUUGUCACUAUAUUCCUUUUCAGGUUAGAAGUACCCUGAGGAGCUUAUAAAAAUUCUGAUGUCCAGAUUAAAUAGAAUCUCUGCAAGUGGGACUCAGGCAGCAGUAAAAUAAAACUCAUCAGGUGAUUUCUAAUGUGUAGUGUCAGUAAGAAACAUUCUAUGGCAUUUGAACUUGGACGCUAUUUAAAUUGCUAAAUUACACACAGGCAUUGCUCCAGCCGAAAAUGAGAAUUUCACUUGGGCCUUAAUAGAACCUGGUUCUCUGUGAGCUUCUGUCCCAAGUAUAGAUACGGAGUAACAAGAAGCAUUCUUUAGCUUCUGACUUGCUAAGGAUGGAACAAACUCCAGCAAAUGUAUUAGUGUUUCAGUUUGUGCAUCUGUUAAAUCAGAACCAAAUCACAGAACAUUGGAGCUUAAGGGGAGCCAGGAAGAUUCUAGAAUGAAUCUGUUUUAGAGAUGGGAAAAACAAGUCUUGGAGUGGUAAGCUGACUUAACCCAGAUCAAAGACUUAGUCUGCAGAGGUGCUCUGUCUGCCUCAUAUGUAUGUCUUGAGUGUAGCCACUAUGUAAACAUACACAAAACUGUCCUUUUUAUCUCAGUACACUUCCAUUUUCUCUCUUUGGGACCGGAAGAACUGAUGGGCAGCCGAAGGGUAUUGCAAGUAUCAUGCAAAAUUGGGAGAUGGUACAGAAUAUUCUGAGAAAGACCUAAUAUCAAAUUAAUAGAUGAACUCUUCGGAGACUACUUCCAAUAGUUCUAAACUGGAGAAUGUUUUUGACAUUGGACAUUGUUUUUAUUGUGUAAAUAUACAAUUAAAAAAUAUAUUUAAAGAAAUGAAAUACCAUAAGGAACAUCAGGCUGUCAAGUAUGUGGGGGAGUGGUGCUCAUGUAAUCUCAUAUGGAGCCUAUAAAGAUUUUAUUCUAGUCAAUUUUAGUCAAAAAUUUAUCUUGGAUGGAUGAGGGUUUUCUCCUUCAUUCAACAUGAGUGCCUGCUAGGUGCUGAACAUAUAAAGCUAAACAAGAUAAAGUCACUCUUAAGCUGAAAUAGCUCAUCAUCUGAAAGUGGAGGAGUAUUUGUUUUUGAUCUUACUAUUUUUCUAACAUCUCCUGAAGUAGAAGAUUGAGUUAUGAAGCUCUCUACCUCUCACCCAUAAUAGGUUUAUAGUUGGUUACUAUCCUGGGGUAAGCCCCUUUUGCUGUUUCUCUUCUCCAGAUCGUUCUGAGACCAGCAUUCACAUCCAAAAGGGCAAUUGUAAUCUAAAGGAAGAUGGUAUUCUAGGGAAAUAUGUUUUGAUUGGAACCAGAUUCCUAACUGCCAUAGACUCUUGUCUGAUGCUGAUAUUUAUAUGUAGACUAUCAAGCACUUGAUAUGCUUUCCUGAUGCACUUGAUGAUACUGUAAUAACCUAUAUUGUAAGUGUUACUGUGUCUAAGGAAUCCAGUUGUAGCAAACACUAGGCCAUGUUGCUGAACAUUUUCCUUUCUGUUCUUAUUCUCUUUUGCAGAGGUAAAAGGCUGGAGGAGAGGGCUGAAGUAUGUUUUCAAAUGCAAGUCAGUCAUUAACAAACAGUGAUUUAUAAAAGAACUUUGUAUUUAUUGUAAUCAUUAAAUGUAUUGACCAAUCACAGGAAAAUGGGAUGAUCCUUCUUAGUUGCAGAUUGGUGAAUGGAAUUGCAGAAUUGAGUCCCAAUUUAAUUGAUUUGAAUUUGAGUUCUUACUGGGUAUAUGUGCAUUUUGCCAUCAGGCUGUGUUAGUUCUUAUAAGUUAUUUUCCUUAUGAAUCUUAUUUUGCUUCCUUUCUACUUUCAUCCUAAUGUCACAAUGCUUGCCAGGAUCUAAACAGCAGAUUAUCAGAUCAAAUGGAUGCCCUAUAGAUGGAAGACACAUAGACAUAAAACUAUCUUCUAGGGAAUAUCACUACUGAUUAAAAAUGUUAAUGCGGUUAUCAAAAUAGAUAAUAAUCUCUCCUAAACUUUGCUACAGAUACAGCAAGUGAGAUAACGGUGUAUCUAACUGCCUAGCUCAGUUUUGGCAUUCAAUAAAAACUUGUUGCAUUUGUCA